AUACGCCUGUACAAACGCGACCUUUGACGCGUGCCCCACUCUCGCGUCUCGCUCUUCCAAGAUAUCUUCCCAUGUGCACAGCGCGGAACGAUGAGUGACAAUGCCACGUGAGAUCAUCACACUCCAGGCUGGGCAGUGCGGUAACAGCGUGGGCAGCCAAUUCUGGCAGCAACUAUGUCUCGAACACGGUAUCGAUCCCACCGGCAACCUCCACCCUUAUGCAACGGAAGGCGGUGACCGCAAGGAUGUCUUCUUCUACCAGUCCGACGACACGCGCUACAUCCCCAGGGCCAUCCUGCUGGAUCUGGAGCCACGAGUCAUCAAUGGCAUACGAACUGGAGGCUACGGCGGCAUCUACAACCCGGAGAACUUCUACGUGCUCAAGGAGGGUACUGGGGCGGGCAAUAACUGGGCCGCCGGCUAUUCCCGAGGAAGUGAGGUUGAGGAGGAAGUCAUGGAGAUGAUAGACCGAGAAGCAGACGGAAGUGACAGUCUGGAGGGCUUCAUGCUACUGCACUCGAUCGCUGGCGGUACUGGAUCAGGUCUUGGGUCGUUUCUGCUGGAGCGGCUGAACGACCGCUUUCCGAAGAAAGUCAUCCAGACUUACUCAGUCUUCCCGGACACGCAAGGUCGAGGAGAUGUUGUGGUGCAGCCGUACAACUCACUUCUCGCGCUCCGGAGACUGACGCAGAACGCGGACUCGGUUGUGGUGCUUGACAAUGGAGCACUCGCACGCAUUGCGGCAGAUACACUACACAUACAGCAACCCUCAUUUGAGCAAACCAACCAGCUCGUAAGCACGGUAAUGUCUGCAUCCACAACGACGUUGCGAUAUCCGGGCUACAUGCAUAAUGAUUUAGUCGGCAUUAUGGCAAGUCUGAUACCGACACCGCGCUGCCACUUCCUGCAGACUGCCUAUACGCCCUUCACCGGCGACAGCGUGGAAGCAGCCAAGACUGUGCGCAAGACGACCGUGCUGGAUGUGAUGAGGCGGUUACUUCAGCCGAAGAAUCAGAUGGUGUCUACUAAGCCUAGCAAGAAUAGCUGCUACAUUUCCAUUCUCAACAUCAUCAUGGGCGAAGCUGAUCCGACAGAUGUGCACAAAUCGCUACUUCGCAUCCGAGAACGCAACCUCGCAAACUUCAUCCCGUGGGGUCCAGCCAGCAUCCAAGUUGCCUUGACCCGCACGUCGCCGUAUCUGCAACCACCGUACACUGACCACAACCCGCCAAGAGUUAGCGGCUUAAUGCUUGCAAACCAUACCGGCAUCGCAACGCUUUUCAAGCGUAUCGUGUCCCAGUAUGAUGCGUUCAGGAAGCGAAACGCCUUCUUGGAGCAGUAUAAGCGAGAGGAGCCUUUCCGUGAUGGAUUGGGCGAGUUCGAUGAAGCCAGAGAGGUCGUCAUGGAUUUGAUUAACGAGUACGAGGAAGCCGAAAGCAAGGAUUACCUUUCUGGAGGGACCAGCGACGAGCCUGCGAACGGAGGCGGAGAUUCACGGGCCGAUGGCAUUACCGGUCGGUAACGAGUUCCCCAAAUGGUAUAACGAUGUCCUUCUGGCGUGAACGCGUGCAACAGACCACCUC
Baudoinia panamericana UAMH 10762 is the source of this 1583-nucleotide messenger RNA. RefSeq lists its product as uncharacterized. Gene Ontology annotation, biological process: mitotic sister chromatid segregation; cytoplasmic microtubule organization; meiotic spindle organization. The record is from RefSeq and is a predicted model, not a curated record. The transcript has 5 exons. Gene Ontology annotation, molecular function: structural constituent of cytoskeleton; GTP binding. Lineage: Eukaryota; Fungi; Ascomycota; Dothideomycetes; Mycosphaerellales; Teratosphaeriaceae. Gene Ontology annotation, cellular component: cytoplasm; centrosome; microtubule. Bases 101 to 1522 code for a protein of 473 amino acids.